AAGAGCGGGGGUGGACCCGUCAAACCCCACGUGCUACUUGCGUAGCCUCAGUGCUUCAAUCAAGCUCAGUGGCGUAGGCCGAAAGACGAGUGUGCGAUCAAGCCGCGGAGUUCUGUGACACCGACACACACCAUGCUGCUGGAGCCGAGCAAAGGAGCCUCUUCAGGGGGCUUUUAACUCGCUACAGGCGUAAAGGGAGAAAUGCUGUCGCAGCGUCUAAAGGAACCCCUCUGUUCUGGUUGCCUUCACUGUCAACAACAGUCGUUCUGCAGCUCCGCUCGCGGCUCCCAUCGGGUCAUCUAACGGCGCCGCACCGAGGAAAUCCCUGGGACUAUGUGAGCAUCAUGCUCGCUGUGAGAUGCUUGCUGUUCGCUGCAGUGUGUGCACGGUACGCCGUAACAGCUCUCCUGUCCUCUGCAGGUCUGAGGGAACGGGUGAGUGUGGAGGAAGGACUGCCGCCUGCAGAAGAGCUCGUUCAGCCCAAGCGGCUCCUGCAACAGAUCCACUCCCAGGAAGAGCUGCUCCACAGCCGCCUGGACACCCGGGUCAAAAACUACACAGCCGGAGCACAGCCCCUUCAUCUGGCCCAGAGCAGCUUCUUGGUGGAGGCCUUUGGCACAUCCUUCAUCCUUGACCUGGAACUCAACCACAAUCUCCUGUCUACAGACUAUUUGGAACGUCACUAUGAUGAGGAUGGGCAGCUGUCACAGAAUAUGGGAGGAGAGCAUUGCUACUACCAUGGGCGUGUGCGGGGGCUGCCGGGCUCCUGGGCUGCUCUGUCCACCUGCCACGGCCUCCAGGGGAUGUUUUCUGACGGGAACUUUUUGUACGGUAUUGAACCGGCCAGUGGAGAGGAGCAGAAUGACCACAUUGUGUAUCGUAUGCCGGACGUUGACCUCUUCCCACCUCCCUGUCCAGGGUGCUCUGUAAACAGCACAAAGCACAGCCACGUUGAGGGAGACGGUGAGCUGAAGGAUGAAGACGACUGGUCUGAAGAGGACAAGCCCAUCUUUACAGAAGGCCUGAGACGCUCAAAAAGACAAGUGCGGCGAGGCCAGCGCACAGUCCAGACUGAGACCAAGUACAUCGAGCUGAUGGUGGUCAACGACCAUGAACUGUUUGUGCAGCUUCGACGGUCGUCCGCUCAGACGAAGAACUUUGCCAAAGCAGUGGUGAACAUGGCCGACGCAAUCUACAAGGAGCAGCUCAACACUCGCAUCGUCCUGGUGGCCAUGGAAACCUGGUCUUCUGAAAACAGGGUCUCUGUGGGCGAUGACGCCUUGCUCACCCUGCGCGACUUCAUGAAGUACAGGAAGGAGAGCAUCAAGGAACGCUGUGACGCCGUUCACCUCUUCUCUGGGAGAACGUUCAUGAGCAGCCGCAGUGAGGCGGCCUACAUCGGAGGCAUCUGCUCAAUUACUAGGGGUGGAGGCAUCAACGAGUUUGGCAGUGUGGGCCCUAUGGCCAUCACAUUGAGCCAGAGUCUUGGCCAGAACAUCGGCAUGCUGAGAAACAAAGAGCGACUGGCUGCAGGAGACUGCAGGUGUCCAGACCCAUGGCUGGGCUGUAUCAUGGAGGACACAGGUUACUACCUGCCCAGGAAGUUCUCUCGCUGCAGUAUAGACGAGUACCUGCGCUUCCUCCAACAGGGAGGAGGCAGCUGUCUCUUCAACAAGCCCAGCAAGUUGUUAGACCCACCCGAGUGUGGGAAUGGAUAUGUGGAGCUGGGAGAGGAAUGUGACUGUGGAUCACUAGUGGAGUGUGCACGGAGUGGAGCCAACUGCUGUAAGAAGUGUACCCUUACCCACAAUGCUAUGUGCAGCAACGGGCUCUGCUGCAGGGACUGCAAGUACGAGCUGAGAGGGGUGACUUGCCGUGACGCUGUUAACGACUGUGACAUCCCUGAGAACUGCAUGGGAGACUCCAGCCAGUGUCCUCAUAAUGUCCACAAACUAGAUGGCUACAUGUGUGAUGCUGGACAGGGUCGGUGUUAUGGGGGCCGCUGUAAGACCAGAGAUGGCCAGUGCAGGACACUGUGGGGCUACAACUCAGCUGACAGGUUCUGUUAUGAAAAGCUGAACUCUGAGGGUACAGAGAAAGGAAACUGUGGCCCGGACUCCAGCGGUCAGGGAUGGGUGCAGUGCAACAAGCAAGAUGUCCUGUGCGGUUUGCUACUGUGCACCAAUCUAACAGAAAGGCCGAGGUUUGGUGAACUGCAGGGGAGGCUCACCAGUCUGACUAUCCACCAUCAGAACAGAUACAUGGACUGCAGAGGCGGCCAUGCAGUGCUGGAUGACGGGUUGGAUAUGGGCUACGUGGAGGACGGGACGCCAUGUGGGCCGAACAUGAUGUGUUUGGAGCGUCGCUGUCUCCCUGUCACCACCUUUAACCUCAGCACCUGCCCGGGCUCCUCAACCUCACGCAUCUGCUCCCACCACGGGACUUGCAGCAACGAGGUGAAGUGUAUCUGUGAUCCAGACUACACUGGGAAGGACUGUAGCGUGUUUGACCCGAUCCCCAUCCCCACCCCGCCAGAGGGCCCAGAGAAACACAGAGGUCCCAGUGGUACCAAUAUUAUAAUAGGUUCGGUUGCUGGUGCAAUACUGGUGGCAGCGAUAGUCCUGGGGGGAACUGGCUGGGGAUUUAAAAACAUCCGAAGAGGAAGAUCCUCGGGUUGAGUCAUAUCUAUUUGCUGUCCUGUCUUCCUUACACUGUGUCCAGUCCAUUCUGAGGAGACAAAACAAAGAUGUCUUGCACUUACGAUCCUUUAGACUUUUCUGGUUUCCUUUUCGGAUUUUAUUAACACGGUUUGUAUUCACCUCUUGGAAAGACUAAUUAUUAGUUUUUAAAUACGGUCCAACCAGAUCUGAAAGACUGUCUGAGAUUGUCAGGAUCCAAAAGUUAGCGACCUCCUCUUUUGUGCUCUUUUUUUUUUUUUUUUUGCUUCAUUUUUGUUCUUGCAGGACUUACACACAUAGCCCUUUACUUAAGUGUGUUUACUCAACCUUUCGGUUUUCUUGUCCCUUCCACUGGUUACAGCUGAUUUUUCUUCCAUAUGGAUAUGGCUUAACCCCUUCAAGUGAUUUCAUAGAAGAAGGCUAUGUACUUUUCCUAGUUUGGACUUUUUUGGGAAGUCUUCUGUUUUAAAACAUAUUUAACCUCAUGGAGAACACACACCUUCUCUCAGUGGUGUGACUUAAACUGCAAUAGAAGUGUAUAAAUCACCAAAUAGUGAAAGUUGACAUUUUAUUUGUCUAGAUGAGUUAUUCUUUACAUUUACAUUCCACAGUAAUAGCCACACGUUCUCCUCUUAUGCUGCCUUUCAUUAUCAAACAGUAAUCCAUACUAGUUUAAUGCUUCUACAUAAUAUGCAUUAAUGUAUGAAUGUAUAGCUCAGGCCUGCAAGGAAGCUAGUUGUGUGUCUGUGUCGAUGACAUCCAAGUACUUUUCAGUACCACACACCGGAUGUUUUUAUUCUGCUGUAUGAUAAUGUAAUCAACACAAAACUUAUAUGCAUACAAGUAUGCUGAACAUGGGUGCUGAUGUACAUAGUGUAUAAUAAGGUUGACUCAUUUAGACAGCAGUGACUCACUGCCGCUCUGAAUGGAAGCACAAGUCUGGAAAGAAAAGACUCUUUCAACCUCUCAGCUUAAAACUGCUUGUUUUUGAAGAUUUAAUUGGCUAAAGACAAUCUUUGCAGUUUAGGGAAGUUUGAGCACCUCUUGGUUUCUAAAAUACUAGAAUGCCUAAACAUUUGGGCUACAAGAGAAAAAUGUGCUUGUGUUGUAUAUUUCGCAUAUGCCUCAAAGAGAUUUUCAAGCUGCGGAUUUAUGACACAGAUAUCCAAACUCAGAUUUAACACAGGAUAUCCUUCAAAGACACACAUGCACAUACAUUAUAAUUCGGCUUCUAUGUGCUCAGUCAAGCUGAGGUAAUAGUAGAAAUGUCAAUCUCAAAUGUGCUUCAUCUCUAAAUGGUGUCAGAUAAUUUAUUUCUGACUGAACAGAUUGAUAUGAUAAGCAGUCAAUUUGCUCAUUAAAAAAAUGUCAGAAGAAUAUUCUCCCUUUAGAAUGAAAAGUUGUAUUCUGCAGCUUUCAUAUGCAUCACUCAGUCCAAUUAUCCUCUCUGGACAUCUGAGAGUCUAAAAUCGUAAAGGUUUAUAUGAUGUCCUCCUGUGAUUGGUAUUACCGUAUGUACAAAGACUGCUUGUGAAGCUUGUUUUCACUAACGAACUAUAAGGAACUGCACAAUAGCACAGGUGCCGCAACUGAUGAUCCAAGUUACACUGCCAAUGAACCUGCAGUAGCAUUAAGGGAAUACGUUGACAUUUUCUCUGCCUCCUAAAACAAUAAAAAAAAAAGCUUUGACAUUCCUAAUUGACAAAGAAGAUGCUUAAAAAAGGCAAAUUGUCUUAUUUAAAAUGUCAAUGUGCAUCCCUUUAAUGCUCUUAAUUCCGUUUCAUGCUGUAUGAAAUCUAAUGCUCAAGGACAGACUUGGCUGAAAGCUCAGGUCAAACUGUGUUUACCGCCACAUUGCAGUUGAAUUUAUCAAAGGAUUUUGGCCCCAUUCACACAUGGAAGUCAACAUUGUUUAGUCUCACUGGAAGGUAACCAGUAUUAGCUUAUAAUGUAAAUACUCUUAUUGUUGUAUAUUAAAUUACAUAUUAAAACAUAUCUGAAUAACCAUGA
Etheostoma cragini (Arkansas darter) is the source of this 4688-nucleotide messenger RNA. RefSeq names its product ADAM metallopeptidase domain 11 (gene adam11). NCBI's taxonomy places the organism in Eukaryota, Metazoa, Chordata, Actinopteri, Perciformes, Percidae. The record is from RefSeq and is a predicted model, not a curated record. Gene Ontology annotation, biological process: proteolysis. Gene Ontology annotation, molecular function: metalloendopeptidase activity. The transcript is spliced from 27 exons. Bases 345 to 2678 code for a protein of 777 amino acids.